Molecule: messenger RNA, 2010 nt
Organism: Pundamilia nyererei
Lineage: Eukaryota; Metazoa; Chordata; Actinopteri; Cichliformes; Cichlidae
Gene: ccka
Product: cholecystokinin a
Exons: 4
Coding region: 61-456 (131 amino acids)
Biological process (GO): digestion
Cellular component (GO): axon; extracellular region
Molecular function (GO): neuropeptide hormone activity
Source: RefSeq, a predicted model, not a curated record
UGGAGCAAAGCUCACUAUCUUCAAAUCAGCCUCUCCUGGUUUACUUCAACAGCUGCAGCCAUGAAUGUAGGCAUCUGUGUUUGUGUUAUCCUGGCUGCUUUGUCCAGUGGUUCCCUGAGUCUGCCUUCACAAUCAAUUACAGCUGAAAGUACGGCUCUUCUCUCAGGCAGCGGAUCUCUCCCUUCUCCCAGCCUGAAACGGCAGGCUCGCUCCGCUCCAGCGCCCCUCUCAGGGCAUCUUAUCAACUACAGCCAGCACCAAGAGGACGCAGACACUCCAGACAGCCUGAACCUGCUUCUGGCCAGACUCAUCUCUAGGAAAGGCUCUGCCUACCACACCAGAUCCUCCCUCAGCAGCAGAGCCAGUGGUCUCCCCCCCAACCACAGGAUAAAGGACAGAGAUUAUCUCGGCUGGAUGGACUUCGGACGGCGUAGUGCAGAGGAGUACGAAUACUAGUCCUGAAGGCUUUGUUUCUUCGAACACGGAGCCCAAAACCUCCAACAUCACCAGUUAAAGUUUUUAUUUUAAAAAACCUGGAGCCCUUUUCACACUGCACUCUCAGCCCACCAGAACUGACUUAGUGAGAAGUAUAUCUCAGCACAUAUCCUUCAAUCUACGAACCACAAACUUCAAUCCAAAACUUACGGCACAUUAUUGUAUAUCUGUGUUGCUGUUAAGACCAAAGGUAGCAAUGCUUGUCCAUCCCGCCGUGCUUUCUUAGUCCCUCACUCUCUCUGUGGUUUGGAUGGUAAUCACUAAAAAUGAGUCACAAAAAAAGUUGUUUCAUGAAAAAAAAGUGUUUUGAUUUCUUAAAAUAUGGGGUCACUGUAAUUUUCUAACCAGCAUAGAGUUUUUAAUUUGUUUGGCAGUACUUUCUUACUUAAAGUUACAUGAGUAGCUCACGAUCUGCUAAUGCUAUUAGACAUUGGUUACACAGCAGAUGCUUGUUAGCAUAAAUUCAUUGUUAGUUAAGUUGUUUUUGACAAAUGCAAUGUUAGCUUUUUGGUGUUAACAGAUCAGUGAAGAAACAGUAGGUCUGGUAUAACAAUGGGAAAUGCCACAUUUCCGUUUCAGUGGAUAUACAGAGCUUAACUAAGAAAUCACAAAUAUUUUAGCAAUGAGUCAAAACUUGUUUAAAACGAAAAAAGAUCAUUUAUCAUGUUUAUAUGACUAAAUUUAAGCCAGUGCUCUGAGAACUGCACUAAAAACAUCAUUUCGAUUAAUAUGCUGCUGCUAUUACAGAAACAUUAAAAAUGAUUUUGGCAAUUACCAGUAUUGUUAAUUUAGGGCUUCUGUGACAUUAAACUUACACUGGGUGGAGAUCUAAUUAAUUUGUUUAGCACUGUAAGUCCAACAACUUCAACUGUUAAAAGGCAAAAAUUACAAAAAGCUGUUAAACAUAACACCCUUUAAAUAUAUUUCCAGUGAGAAAAAUCAGUGUCUUAGGAUUUAGACAUUCGUAUUUUAAAGUACUGUUAAAAUGCUUAAUUUUACUGAGCGUUACUGUAUGAAUGUAUCUGUAGACUUUUAAUGUGCCCUUAAGGUGUCCUCUGCAAACGAAUCUUCAUAAAAUUACACAAUAAAAAAACAAAAACGACACAACAAUAAAAAGCAUGUUGUUUCAUAUCACACCAUGCUCAACACUGAAUGUGACACAUCAUUCAAAAAUCUUUGAUCGUGCUAGAAACUGGGAGAACUGGGUGAAAAGUGGCUAACAUGGCAGGCUGCUGCAGUGUGCAGUGUGAAAAGGGCAAAACAGGUUUUGACAAGCACAAAGUGUUGUCUGUUUGAUACCUGGGAGUCUCCCUGACUUUGCAUAAUGGACUUCAGUGGCAGACACAAUAACAUCAGGAUGCUGCAGAUAUUAAAUCUACAGAUUAGAAAUGUUUUCUUUUCUUUUCUUUUUUUAAAGGCCUUUAUUAUAUAUAAAGGUUAACUCUCUGUAUUAAAUCAUUUGUUUCUACAGAUUCAGUGAAACUCCAAAUAAAGCUUUGUUUUCCUCCAAUGUCA